Messenger RNA from Chanos chanos (milkfish), 1098 nucleotides. RefSeq names its product LIM homeobox transcription factor 1, alpha (gene lmx1a). Gene Ontology annotation, biological process: regulation of transcription by RNA polymerase II; neuron differentiation. NCBI's taxonomy places the organism in Eukaryota, Metazoa, Chordata, Actinopteri, Gonorynchiformes, Chanidae. Bases 1 to 1098 code for a protein of 365 amino acids. The record is from RefSeq and is a predicted model, not a curated record. Gene Ontology annotation, molecular function: DNA-binding transcription factor activity, RNA polymerase II-specific; RNA polymerase II transcription regulatory region sequence-specific DNA binding. The transcript has 8 exons. Gene Ontology annotation, cellular component: nucleus.
AUGGGGGAAGGCAACUUAUCAGGUUUACUGGAUAUAACACAGAGGGCAGUGUGUGAAGGAUGUCACCGUUUCAUCCACGACAGGUACCUGCUCCGCGUGCAGGACGGCCUGUGGCACGAACGAUGCAUGCAAUGCGCAACGUGCAAAGAGCCACUGAAAAACACGUGUUUUCUUCGGGACAAGAAACUUUACUGCAAGCGGGACUACAAAAGGCUGUUUGCGGUGCGGUGCAGGGGAUGCGGGGAGGUCGUAUCUGCGGCAGAGCUGGUUAUGCGUCUGGCGGCUGCCGUCUUCCAUGUGCGCUGUUUCUGCUGCUCUGUGUGCGCCUGCAGGCUGCAGAAAGGAGACCGCUGUGUACUGAGGGCAGGACGACUGCUCUGUGCCAGAGACUACCAACAGCAGCCGGACAGUCCUGCUACCUCUGACUCAGGUAAGAGUGAUAAUGAGGAAAGAGAGGAGGAAGAGGGCGGCUUCAAGGCGGCGAGAGACUGCAACCGAAGCCCGGACACGGAUCAUAAACGACCCAAACGCCCUCGAACCAUCCUGACCACCCAGCAGAGACGCGCUUUCAAGGCCUCUUUCGAGGUCUCCUCUAAACCCUGUCGUAAGGUAAGGGAGACGUUGGCAGCAGAAACGGGGUUGAGUGUACGAGUUGUUCAGGUCUGGUUCCAGAACCAAAGAGCCAAGAUGAAGAAGCUGGCUAGACGACAGCAACAACAGCAGCAACAGAUUCAGUCCCCUCCAGAGGACAACCACGACAACCAAUCACAUCUCUCUGUCCCUUCAUGCACCACAGCGCCCCUGUGUGGAGGAAUGAACACAGACAUGGACAGCCUGGGUUCAUACUCAUCUUUGCCCCAACAGCAGGCUGUGGUGCUGGAGCAGCAAGGCUUUAACAUGGACCCAUUCAGACAGGGCCUUACCCCACCGCGGAUGCCAGGGGAUCACAUGCACCCAUAUGGUUGUGAAGCCCUAUAUAAUGAAAUGGAUGGUGACCCACUCUGUCACCUUGGAGACUGUCUAUCAUCUGCUGAUCCCUCCGUCCUGACCCCCAUUGAUCGACUAUAUUCUAUGCAGGACUCCUACUUCACAUCUUGA